Molecule: messenger RNA, 255 nt
Organism: Sporothrix brasiliensis 5110
Lineage: Eukaryota; Fungi; Ascomycota; Sordariomycetes; Ophiostomatales; Ophiostomataceae
Product: NADH:ubiquinone oxidoreductase 10.4kD subunit
Exons: 2
Coding region: 1-255 (84 amino acids)
Source: RefSeq, a predicted model, not a curated record
AUGGUGCAUCGGCUUAUUUUCUGGACUGGCUUCGGCGUCGUUGCGCGCGCGCUGCAGCUGAGCAUUGAGAUGCGGCCCCUCUUCCACAAGGGCUCGCUGUGGGCGUACCCCGUGUUUGGGGCGACGGGCGCGGGCUUCGGCUACUGGCUGCAGGGCGUGGACGACCGGCAGACGGCGGUGCUGGCGGCACGGAAAGAGGCGAUUCUCGAGAAGCGGGCACGGCGGGCGGCAGAGCAGGCGGCUGCCACGGCAUGA